Molecule: messenger RNA, 477 nt
Organism: Kalmanozyma brasiliensis GHG001
Lineage: Eukaryota; Fungi; Basidiomycota; Ustilaginomycetes; Ustilaginales
Product: SKP1 component, dimerization
Exons: 5
Coding region: 1-477 (158 amino acids)
Biological process (GO): mitotic cell cycle; SCF-dependent proteasomal ubiquitin-dependent protein catabolic process
Cellular component (GO): nucleus; cytoplasm
Molecular function (GO): cullin family protein binding
Source: RefSeq, a predicted model, not a curated record
AUGGUCAGCCUGACCACCUCCGACAACGAGCAGUUCACCGUCGAGCGCGACGUCGCCGAGCGAUCGGUUCUAAUCAAGCAGAUGCUUGAGGACAUUGGAGACAACGACCAGCCUAUUCCCUUGCCCAACGUCUCAUCCAACGUGCUCAAGAAGGUCCUCGAAUACUGCUCCCACCACCGCAGCGACCCUCCCGCACCCGCUGAUGAUGCCGAGGAAUCGCGAAGACGUACCACCGACAUCUCGGAUUGGGACGCCAAAUUCAUUCAGGUCGACCAGGAGAUGCUUUUCGAGAUCAUCCUGGCAGCAAACUACCUCGACAUCAAGCCCCUCCUUGACGUCGGCUGCAAGACUGUCGCCAACAUGAUCAAGGGCAAAACUCCCGAGGAGAUCCGAAAGCUCUUCAACAUCCAAAACGACUUCUCGCCAGAGGAGGAAGCACAGAUCCGCAAGGAGAACGAAUGGGCCGAGGACCGUUGA